This is a messenger RNA of Chelmon rostratus (copperband butterflyfish), 5004 nucleotides long. RefSeq names its product cilia and flagella associated protein 74 (gene cfap74). The record is from RefSeq and is a predicted model, not a curated record. The coding region runs from base 1 to 5004 and encodes 1667 amino acids. The transcript has 38 exons. Lineage: Eukaryota; Metazoa; Chordata; Actinopteri; Chaetodontiformes; Chaetodontidae.
AUGGACGUCGAAGACAGGCAAAGUCCAUUCGAUGUGGCGUCCGACAGGCGUGGACAGCUGGGGGUCCACCUCAGCACUGAUGAGGACAGUGAGGAAGAUGGUCCAGGCCAGCAGACCACUAAUGAUGACGAGCCAGUCCUUCCUCCUGAUUUGGAGUGGUUAGAAGAGUUGUAUGAAGAGGAGGAUGGUGAUGACAAUGGUGUUGGUGACCUUGCGGUUGCAGCCGACGAUGGUAAGAAGACGAGUUAUGCCGCGACAGCACGGAUGUUCAAGCUGAGACGAAACCUGGACCAGCUGGACUGCUUUCACCAACAGAAGGAGCAUGACGUACUGAAAGCCAGUGAAGAGCUUAAACUCUGUCGUCAGAACAUUGAGAGUUUGGUGGAGCAGAGGGAUAACUUGGAGAAAGAGAUAGAGCGACAGAAAGCAGCAAACAACAGUGUGGCGGUGUUUCGCUUGCGAGCCCAGCAUAAGCAUCUGUGUCAAAAGCUGCAGUGUGAGGAGGAGCUGGAGGGCCACAUCAAUACUGAGCUGAAGCAACAAAAACUGGAGCUGAGUGAGGUGGAGGUGGAGCUUGGCAGGUUCUCCUUGCUCAGGCAGGAGGUGCAGGAGGAGGAGCGAGUCUUCCAGGUCCUUAAGGCCCAGAAGGCAGCAACAAGGUUGCAGCAGGAGCGGAAAGCCAGCCAGAACCUGCAGCUCAAGAUGCAGCAUCUCAGGGAUAAACAGGAAGCCAUGCUGAAGAAAGAGGAGACUGAAUGUCAGAAGAAAAUUGAAGCAGUCCAGGCGAGCCACAAGUCAGCUGCCAAGCAUUUGAAAGAGACCAUUAAAAGGGUGCAGGCUGAGGAAGAGCAGCAGAGGAGGGAGUUACUGGAAAAGAGGAUACAGGCUGUCAAGUCACUGAAAUCAAACAUAGCAGCCACGCAAGAAAGCUUAAGGGUCCAACAAAGGAGAGCCAAAGCAAAUGCCCAGAAGAAAGAGCAGCAACAGAGACAACUGAGAGAAUCCCUGCAGGCCCAAGGCUUCAACAGUAUCAAGCAUAUGUACCGACAGAAACAACUAGAGGAGAUAAAACGAAAACAAGAGGAAUUCGCAGAGAUGCAGAAGUCAAAGAGAGUGGAGAUUGUGGCAAGGAUCCUCCAGGAGAAACAGCUGGUAAAGAACAGAAAGAGGAACCAAGCACUGCUGCAGAAACCCGCAAACACUGGCAUGUUCCCAUUUCUGGGGAGAGCAAGAGAGAAGCUCCUGUCUUACCUGGAUCCCAGCCCCCCGCCAGCCACUGAGGAGAGACCCACAAUACAGUUAAGAGAGUUCAGUGACAUCAGCAGCUCAUCGUCAGCUUCCUCUGAUGCUGAGGGCCCGGAGGAAACCAUGCACCAGGAGGGGGACUACCAGAGCCUUGCUGAAAGCCUGGCUCAGCCUGAGUUCUCUGGGCUGUGGGACCAGAACUGCAAGAAGCUCCUGAAUGAGAAAAGCACACUGGUGCAUGCAGAAGUACGGCAAGAAGAACCUUCAAUGGCCAGUGGAAAUUUCAACAUGCCAACUAAAAAAAUUCAUGGAAAAGAGUUGAAAGGCCCUCCAUUCAUCAGCAAACCGGAGGUCAUCCUUUUCAAGGACUUUGAAGUGGGCAAAAUGUAUAAGAAGAAAGUCAUCUUGACCAACAUCAGCUACAUCACUAACCACUGCAAGCUUCUCGGGGUCUCCGCUCAUCUCAAGAAUUUUAUCUCUAUCAACUUUGAGCCUCCUGGUUCUUUAUCUGCUGGGAUGUGCUGUGAUAUGCAGGCUGUUUUUCAACCCAUGAUCAACGAGGACCUGGAAGGAGAGGUCCAGUUUGCAUCAGCAGUGGGUCCCUUCUCUGUGCCCGUCAGAUGCACCAUAAAGAAAUGUGAUCUGGAGGUUGACAGCCAGUUUGUUGACUUUGGUUUGCAUGUGGUUGGCCAAACUAUUUCACGGACUGUCACCUUGACCAACAAGGGGGCACUGGCAACCCACUUCAGCCUGGACACCUCUACAUGUCUAAGUCCAGAAACCAGCCACUUUCAGAUGCCAUCCCAGAUCUCUGCCAACAUACGCCAGGAGAUGAACAGUCAAAACACAAAAUCUGACCACCUGAGGAGCUCUGCAUCCAUGGACACGGGAGAACUCCAACCGAAGCAAGAGAGUCAUGAGCUCUCUGAGGUCUUGCAUCAAGAGCAACCAGAGGCUUCAGCUACUGGUCCAGAACCUGUACCUGAAGCUUGUUUGUCCACAGAUGUGGAUGCCCAGAUGGACCAGAGCCACUCAGAUCCCAGUGAGAUAAGUCUUGGAAAUGUUCGAGGGGGGGAGAUUGGACCUUUUGAGAGCAUCAAACUGGAGGUGCUAUUUACUCCAACCAUUCCAGGAGAGGCCAAACUGGACUUCCACAUCAAAUUCUCAGACUUAACCACCAAACCAAUUCCCAUCCAGGUGAGGGCUAUGGCAGUAAGAGUUCCUGUAUGGGUGGUCCAGCCCAGCAUUGACCUGAAGAUCUGCAUGUUUGACCGCCUCUAUCAAGACAGUAUCAUGGUCCAAAGCAGGGCCAGCACAGCCUUGAAGCUGACCUUUGAGAUAUGCCCGGAAAUGAGGAGACACAUGGAGAUCCUACCAAAGACCGGCUUCAUCCAGGCUCAAUCAAGCUUUAACGCCCAACUGAAGUUCCUGCCCAGAUGCUCCUUAUCCAAAGACGCCAAGAAGUUUUUCGACAGAGAUACAGGAGUCCUGGAAGUUCCCUUAACAGUGCAAGUAGCAGGCCAGGUGAAGCCUGUCCAUUUCACAGUCCAAGCAGUAGUGACCUCCUCAGACCUGCAGUUUGACCGGACUGAGGUGGACUUUGGCUACUGUUCCAUUUACCAGUCGAUGAGGAGCAGCAUUCACCUUACCAACCUGUCCCUGCUGCCUCAGGACUUUGGCUUUGUGGGUGUUCCAGAGUUUAUUGAGGUCCAGCCUAAUGAUGGUUUUGGCACUCUGCUGCCACAAGAGACCCUGGAGAUCGAUUUGAUUUUCAGUGCCAACAAAGCCAAAGAGUACAGUUUCCAACUCAGAUGCAAAUCUGGAAUUAACAGAGACUUUCUUCUAUCUUGCCGAGCCGUGGGUGUCCUCCCUCCACUGGAGCUCUCCCAUUCUCUGGUACAGUUUGGGGCCACCGCAGUCGGUGACCACUCCACAGCCAUACUUUACCUGAUCAACCACCAGACCAACCAUAACCGGUCCAAACAACCGAUCCCUCCAGCGGUCAAGGACACCGUGGCUCCUGUAGCACCCAGGCUGUUCUCCUUCAGCCCACCCAUGGGUUCAGACAUCAGCAUCACUCCUUCUGCAGGUGGCCUGCUGCCUGGAGAGAGAGGUAUGGUCCAGGUGACAUUCAGACCCAGACUGUUGGAUCAAGAGAUCAAAGAGGAGGCCCUGCGUCUCCUCCAUCAAGCCAAGUUGCUCUGUAAGAAGGAGUUGGAGAUGAACAGACAUGUUGAACAGGAGACUAAAAAAGAGGUCCCAGUGGAAACCAGUAAAGGAAAGAAAUUAUCUGUGCUCCAAGACAACAGCACGGUGUCAGACGGCCCAAAGAGAGAACAACUAAGUGAAUCACCCAAUCCCGCCAACAUACAGCCGGGGUCACAGCAGUAUGAAGAGGCCAGAGCCUCUCUGCUCUACUCCUUCACCCAACGCUACAGUGAGUACACCAUUCCCUGCUUUGUGUCUGAUGGAAACCCUCCAGAGGAAGACCGACAGGCGCAGCCAGCAUGGAGUCCUUUCAAUACGCUUUACUUGAAGCUGCAGUGCCCUGCUGUACAGCCCCCUCUAGUGGUAAUAUCCAACAAUGGAUACAGUAUCAUAGACUUCCAACAGGUGGCAGUGGGAGAAAGAGUGAUCAAGAGGUUUACAGUUCAGAACAUUUCCAAGGAAUCUUUGGAUCUGAGGUCAUCAGUGCUGGAUACACACGGUGCUUUUUCCCUUCUGAACGCUCUCAGAUGUAUACGGCCUGGAGAGAAACACACUCUGCUACUGGCCUUCAGUCCUGGUCUGGAGAAAAAGUACUGUGAGACUCUGGAGGUACAAAGCCAGAGGAUGACUCUGGAGGUGACUCUGUGUGGGGAGGGUGUGGUUCCUGCUGUCACAUCCUCCCACCCUGGAGGCCUCCUUGACUUUGGCUAUGUGUUGGAGAAGGAGAGCACCUCGCAGGCCUUGAAGCUGCAGAACAGCUCAGCGAUGGCAGUGGGCUUCAGGGUGCAGCUGGCCAGCCUCUCUCCCUGUCUGCCCCAGGGUGGAGCUGACAGGGUGGCCCUCCUGCUGGGCAGCUACACAGACACUCAGGCCCAGCCUACUGUGGGAACCCAGAAUUACAGUGGACUGAGUGUGUUCAGUGUGGUGCCAGUAGAGGGCAGCAUUGCUGCUGGACAGAGCCAGGACAUUGCUGUCACCUUUCACCCUGACCACUCGUCUGUCAACUAUUCUGACAGACUCACCAUAGAGCUCAUGAAUAAGAGUAAAGUGUGUGUGAUGGAUCUGAAGGGUGCAGCUUCCUCACAUAACAUGUAUCUGUAUGGAGGAGACCCGCUGACAGUGCCCAUUGAAUCCCUCCUCCCUCCACUGAUUACCAGUCAACCUCAGCCCACAGCAGAAUCGGAGGUGAUGGAGAAGCCCGCCAUCCCUGUGCUGGUGAGCCUGCGGGCCAGCUACAGAGCAGGAGCCAUCAUACCUGCAGUGAGGGAGCUGCAGGUGGGCUGCAUCCACUCUGCACAGCCCACUAAGAAGAGUGGUGAGUUUCUCUGGGAUAACGUGGCAUCCCUGCAGCAGCAGGGCUUCAGUGUGGAGCCCAGCAAAGGCACAGUGGGCGCAGGCCACAAACGCACCAUCACUGUCACAUGGACUCCCCGCAGCGAAUACAAGCCAUAUGAGGUAGUGCAGACGUGUGUGACUGUUACCUUGAAGGGGGAUGAGACUAACGUUUACAGAGUCACCCUGAUGGCUUUGGUCUCCACCACUGCUGACUGA